AUGCGUAACGGUAUCCUCGCCCUUGGUGCGCUGGCGGGCAUCACCAGUGCUCGCUUCAUCCCCAGGCAGAGUAAUGGCACCGAAAAGAUCCCGGCAUAUCGCAACGCCUCCCUCUGCAUAGAUGAGCGGGUGGACGACCUUCUGGCCCGCAUGACGCUGGCCGAGAAAGCAGGCCAGAUGUUCCACGCCAGGACAUACAUCGGAAACGGCACUCUCGACAAUACCCUUGACGGCAACCUCGACGACCAGGUCCUCGAGGACAUCAGCGAGAGGUCCAUGACUCAUUUCGUACUGACGGGAGCUAUCGACGACACAAGGAACACGGCUGAGUGGUACAACAACCUGCAGAGGCACGCCGCCGAAACCGGCCUCGGCAUCCCCAUCACCAUCUCGGUGGACCCUCAACACGGCGUGACCACGCAAACAGCCGUGUCAUUCGUGGCCAAGGCCUUCUCUCGUUGGCCCGACCCGAUGGGCGUCGCCGCCCUGCGCUCGCCCGAGCUGACCCGCAAGUACGCCGAGGUCGUCCGCGAGGAGUACAUGGCCGUCGGAAUCCGCCAGGCGCUUCAUCCCCAAAUCGACCUGUGGACAGAGCCCCGAUGGGGCCGCGGCAGCGCCGGCUUCAGCGAGGAUGCUGCUCUUACCAGCCAGCUCGGCGUUGAAUGGAUCAAGGGGCUGCAGGGCGACAAGCUUGGCCCUCGCUCCGUGGUCGCUACUACAAAGCACUUCCCCGGCGGUGGUCCCAUGGAGAACGGGGAAGACUCGCAUUUUGAGUGGGGGAAGAACCAGACCUACCCGGGCGACAACUUCGACCAUCAUCUGAUCCCCUUCAAGGCGGCUAUCGCCGCCGGCACCGCCCAGAUCAUGCCCUACUACUCCCGCCCCAUCGGCACGCAGUGGGAGGAGGUUGCCUUUGGCUUCAACAAGGGCAUCGUCACGAACCUGCUGAAGGAGCAGCUCGGUUUCGAAGGCAUCGUUGUCACGGACUGGAACAUUGUCAAACAGCGCUUCUGGGGCCUCGAGGAGGCUUCCGAGAAGGAACGCACGCGGCGCGUGAUCGAAGCUGGUUGCGACAUCUUUGGCGGCGCCGACGGCUUCCCGGACCUGAUCGUCGAGCUGGUCGAGGAGGGAGCCAUCACCGAGGAGCGAAUCGACUAUUCGGUGCGCAAGCUCAUGAAGGAGAAGUUCGAGCUCGGCCUAUUCGAUAACCCCUACGUCGACGUCGAAGCCUCUGUGAAGACCGUCAACAACCCCUACUUCGCCCGCCUCGGCCGGGAGCUGCAGCGUCGUUCCCUGACCCUCCUUACCAACGACGGCAUCCUGCCCCUUCCGCCCUCUGCCCGAUCGGCCAAGUUCUAUGUGGAGGGAAUCCCCGAGGAUGUCAUGGAGUCCUACGGCCUUGCCGUCGUCGGUACUCCCCAGGAGGCCGAUUACGCCUUGCUGCGACUGCGCUCCCCUUACAAGCCCACCAGCAUCGUCGGGCCCCUGGGCGAGAUCAACAACGGUACCAUCGAGUACAACUCGACGGAGAAGGCGCGGCAGUCCGAGAUCUACGGCGCCGUCCCUACCGUGGUGGACAUCAAGUUCAACCGGCCACCUGCCGUACCGGAGAUCGUCGAGCAGGCGUCCGCGCUGCUCGUGAACUACGGCUCGACCCCCGAUGCCUUUCUCGAUGUCGUCUUUGGCAUCGACGGGUGGGCCCCCGAGGGAAAGCUACCCGUUGAGGUGCCCCGAUCCCAAGCUGCCGCGGAUGCCCAGUUUGGGGACGUGCCCUUUGACAGCGUCGACCCGUUGUUCAGGUUUGGGCAUGGAUUGAGGUAUACUGAUGCCUGUACGGGCGGGUGUAAGAACAGGCGAUAG
Messenger RNA from Colletotrichum higginsianum IMI 349063, 1860 nucleotides. Its product is annotated as Glycoside hydrolase family 3. Gene Ontology annotation, molecular function: beta-glucosidase activity. Bases 1 to 1860 code for a protein of 619 amino acids. Gene Ontology annotation, biological process: glucan catabolic process. The record is from RefSeq and is a predicted model, not a curated record. NCBI's taxonomy places the organism in Eukaryota, Fungi, Ascomycota, Sordariomycetes, Glomerellales, Glomerellaceae. The transcript has a single exon.